Molecule: messenger RNA, 3734 nt
Organism: Fukomys damarensis (Damara mole-rat)
Lineage: Eukaryota; Metazoa; Chordata; Mammalia; Rodentia; Bathyergidae
Gene: Cask
Product: calcium/calmodulin dependent serine protein kinase
Exons: 25
Coding region: 98-2641 (847 amino acids)
Biological process (GO): protein phosphorylation; regulation of neurotransmitter secretion
Cellular component (GO): cell-cell junction; basolateral plasma membrane; plasma membrane
Molecular function (GO): signaling receptor binding; protein kinase activity; ATP binding
Source: RefSeq, a predicted model, not a curated record
GCAACAAUUUGCUGUAAAAAUUGUUGAUGUAGCCAAGUUCACAUCAAGUCCAGGGUUAAGUACAGAAGAUCUAAAGCGGGAAGCCAGUAUCUGUCAUAUGCUGAAACAUCCACACAUUGUAGAGUUAUUGGAGACAUAUAGCUCAGAUGGAAUGCUUUACAUGGUUUUUGAAUUUAUGGAUGGAGCAGAUCUGUGUUUUGAAAUCGUAAAGCGAGCUGAUGCUGGUUUUGUCUACAGUGAAGCAGUAGCCAGCCAUUACAUGAGACAGAUACUGGAAGCUCUGCGCUACUGUCAUGAUAACAACAUCAUUCACAGGGAUGUGAAGCCCCACUGUGUUCUCCUUGCCUCGAAAGAAAACUCAGCACCUGUUAAACUUGGGGGAUUUGGGGUAGCUAUUCAAUUAGGAGAAUCUGGACUUGUCGCUGGAGGGCGUGUUGGAACACCUCACUUUAUGGCCCCAGAGGUGGUCAAAAGAGAGCCUUAUGGAAAGCCCGUGGACGUCUGGGGUUGCGGCGUGAUCCUUUUCAUCCUGCUCAGCGGUUGUUUGCCUUUUUACGGAACCAAGGAAAGAUUGUUUGAAGGCAUCAUUAAAGGAAAAUAUAAGAUGAAUCCAAGGCAGUGGAGCCAUAUCUCUGAAAGUGCCAAAGAUCUAGUACGUCGCAUGCUGAUGCUGGAUCCAGCGGAGAGGAUCACUGUUUAUGAAGCACUGAAUCACCCAUGGCUUAAGGAGCGGGAUCGUUAUGCCUACAAAAUUCAUCUUCCAGAAACAGUAGAACAACUGAGGAAAUUCAAUGCAAGGAGGAAGCUAAAGGGUGCAGUACUAGCCGCUGUGUCAAGUCACAAAUUCAACUCGUUCUAUGGGGAUCCCCCUGAAGAGUUGCCAGAUUUCUCUGAAGACCCUACCUCCUCAGGACUUCUAGCAGCAGAAAGAGCAGUCUCACAGGUGCUGGAUAGCCUGGAAGAGAUUCACGCACUCACAGACUGCAGUGAAAAGGACCUAGAUUUUCUACACAGUGUUUUCCAGGAUCAGCAUCUUCACACACUGCUAGAUCUGUAUGACAAAAUUAACACAAAGUCUUCACCACAAAUCAGGAAUCCUCCGAGUGAUGCCGUUCAGAGAGCCAAAGAGGUAUUGGAAGAAAUUUCAUGUUACCCUGAGAAUAAUGAUGCAAAGGAACUAAAACGUAUUUUAACACAACCUCAUUUCAUGGCCUUACUUCAGACUCAUGACGUAGUGGCUCAUGAAGUUUACAGUGAUGAAGCUUUGAGGGUCACUCCUCCUCCCACCUCUCCUUACUUAAACGGUGAUUCCCCAGAAAGUGCUAACGGAGACAUGGAUAUGGAGAAUGUGACCAGAGUUCGGCUGGUACAGUUCCAGAAGAACACAGAUGAACCAAUGGGAAUCACAUUAAAAAUGAAUGAGCUAAAUCAUUGUAUCGUCGCAAGAAUUAUGCAUGGAGGCAUGAUUCACAGGCAAGGCACACUUCAUGUUGGUGAUGAAAUUCGAGAAAUCAAUGGCAUCAGCGUGGCUAACCAGACAGUGGAACAGCUGCAAAAAAUGCUUAGAGAAAUGCGAGGAAGUAUUACCUUCAAGAUCGUGCCAAGCUACCGCACUCAGUCUUCAUCCUGUGAGAGAGAUUCCCCCUCCACUUCCAGACAGUCCCCUGCUAAUGGUCAUAGCAGCACUAACAAUUCUGUUUCGAUCUAUGUAAGAGCACAAUUUGAAUAUGAUCCAGCCAAGGAUGACCUCAUCCCCUGCAAAGAAGCUGGCAUUCGAUUCAGAGUUGGCGACAUCAUCCAGAUCAUUAGUAAGGAUGAUCACAACUGGUGGCAGGGUAAACUGGAAAACUCCAAAAAUGGAACUGCGGGUCUCAUUCCUUCUCCUGAACUUCAGGAAUGGCGAGUAGCCUGCAUUGCCAUGGAGAAGACCAAACAAGAGCAGCAGGCCAGCUGUACUUGGUUUGGCAAGAAAAAGAAGCAGUACAAAGAUAAAUACUUGGCAAAGCACAAUGCAGUGUUUGAUCAAUUAGAUCUUGUCACAUAUGAAGAAGUAGUAAAACUUCCAGCAUUCAAAAGGAAAACACUAGUCUUAUUAGGUGCACAUGGUGUUGGGAGAAGACACAUAAAAAACACCCUCAUCACGAAGCACCCGGACCGGUUUGCAUACCCUAUUCCACAUACAACAAGACCUCCAAAGAAAGAUGAAGAAAAUGGAAAGAAUUAUUACUUUGUAUCUCAUGACCAAAUGAUGCAAGACAUCUCAAAUAAUGAGUACUUGGAAUAUGGCAGCCAUGAAGACGCAAUGUAUGGGACAAAACUGGAGACCAUUCGGAAGAUCCACGAGCAGGGGCUGAUUGCAAUCCUGGAUGUGGAGCCUCAGGCACUGAAGGUCCUGAGAACUGCAGAGUUUGCUCCUUUUGUCGUUUUUAUUGCUGCGCCAACCAUCACACCAGGUUUAAAUGAGGACGAAUCUCUCCAGCGCCUGCAGAAGGAGUCUGAUAUCUUACAGAGAACGUAUGCGCACUACUUCGAUCUCACAAUUAUCAACAACGAAAUCGACGAGACAAUCAGACAUCUGGAGGAAGCCGUGGAGCUCGUGUGCACAGCCCCGCAGUGGGUCCCGGUGUCCUGGGUCUAUUAAACCUCUCUCCAGAUCCCUGAGCAGAACUGGGAGCCACCUCAUCCAUGGAAACGCCUCUUUGUUACCGGCCUUGUGUCAGCAGGUCAUGGUCCCUAGAGACUACCUAGUUGUAGUGUGACCUACAUUUACAAUUAUUGUCAUGUCCAAAUAGAUAGGAGGAGAAAAACAAUUACACACUAAUUUAAAGAGACAGUAUCUUUUUUAAUCAGUUCUCCUAAACUUUAAUAAAAUGUAUCUUUAAAUGUAUGUAUUCUUCAAUCCUUUGGAAUGUUAUAUUUUUGGAAAUCAUAGCUUUUUAUUUCCAAGGCCCCUAAAAACUGCACAAAAUAGAUGCUGCUUUCUAUAAUCUAUUUUAAUAAUAAUAAACAAUGAUUCUGUUACCUUGACUGGGGGUGGAACACUACAUUCUUCUUAGAGUCUGAUUUUAUGGAUUGGAAUAUCUUUCUUUCUCUAUUUAUUUGAAAUAAUUAGUCUGGUGAUUACAAAACAGUCAUAAAUUUUUAAAAGCCUUUUUUCUCUCUUUUUUUUUAGAAUAGCAUUUUUUUAAGUCCUUUGUGUAACAUCCAGAUAAUGUGAUACUGUCUCUUUGAAGCACCCUGUAAACCUUUUAGAGAUUUGAAGUUGGGUCUUGACUCUUAAUGCAUGUGGACAGUCGCGAGCGUUUAUGCUGUCGGUGUGUCUGUGUUGGACAAAACAAUCUGUAAUCUGCAGCGAAGUACAUUCCGUUCACGGGGCACACCCAGGGGAAUAAGAAUAAAAUGCUAUUAUGACUAAGUUGUAAACCUAUGCACAUCCCUUGCAUUUCGGGCAACUUUAUUAAAAAGAAAAAGAAAAAGAUCCUGAUUUUUAUUAAUAAUAAUCAUGUAGUGAAAUGUGUUUGUAAUUUUGUCUCAAUUUAAUUUGUUGUAAGGUGGGAGGGGGAAUUGCUGGUUUCACCAUUUCAGAUCUGUGUUGUCUAAGAGUAUUAAUGUUUUAAUCAAGCAAAGAAAUGAGGAUUUUUAAUCUGUAUGUAAUUGUUUUGAAGCACCCAUUUUAAGAGAAAAUACUGUGCAAUGAAGAAAACCAGUUUAGGCAUUUGCUAUAAACUGAAUUA